Messenger RNA from Vicia villosa (hairy vetch), 1611 nucleotides. RefSeq lists its product as uncharacterized. The record is from RefSeq and is a predicted model, not a curated record. Gene Ontology annotation, molecular function: zinc ion binding. The coding region runs from base 1 to 1611 and encodes 536 amino acids. NCBI's taxonomy places the organism in Eukaryota, Viridiplantae, Streptophyta, Magnoliopsida, Fabales, Fabaceae. The transcript has 2 exons.
AUGGUGAACGAUGAUUCUGAAGACGAUGUUGAAGGUGUAAUACCUCCAAUUUCAAUAUACACACCGCCGUCUCACAUGUCGAACGUUGACAUGGCCGAUGAUGAACCCUCAUCAGACAUAUUCCACAAUGUCUGCAUGCAGUCAGAUGCAACCUUAAAAGAGAAAGAUAGUUUUCGUUCGAAGGAUGAGUGCAUGCGAGCAAUAAAAAAGUUCCACAUGUUACACUCUGUGGAUUUUAAAGUGGACCGAACAAAUGCAGAACGGAAAUCAUGGUUAGCAAAAACCAAGGCGAUUGAACAAGUAUAUGGUAAUUGGGAGGAAUCAUACAAAGAGUUACCCCGCUACUUAAAUGCACUCUACACUUAUGCUCCUGGUACUAUUUAUGAGAUGGAAACAUUGCCCGCGUAUGCCCCAAAUGGUACUCUUGUCAGCGGAAAUGGAAUAUUUCGUCGUCUAUUCUGGGCCUUCCAACCUUGCAUCAAAGGGUUUUCAUUCUGCAAACCUAUUAUUCAAAUAGAUGGAACGUGGUUGUACGGAAAAUACAAAGGCACCCUACUGAUGGCAGUCGCACAAGACGGAAACAACAACGUCUUCCCAAUUGCAUUCGCUCUAGUCGAGGGAGAGACCGGUGGAGGUUGGAGUUUUUUUCUCAAACAUCUUAGAACACACGUGGCUCCGCAAGAAGGUCUCUGUUUGAUCUCUGAUAGACAUGCUUCUAUUGUUAGUGCAUACAAUAACCCGGCUAAUGGUUGGCAUGACCCCCCUUCUACGCAUGUCUUCUGCAUUAGACAUAUUGUACAAAAUUUCACGCGAGAAAUUAAAGACAGGGCCCUUCGAAAAUUGGUUAUGAACGCAGGGUAUGCAUUAACUCAACCAUCUUUCAAACAUUAUCGUAGAGAGAUCAGACUGUCAAAUCCAGAUGCAGGUACUUGGAUUGAUAAUAUUCCAGUGGAGAAGUGGACAAGGUCAUACGACAAUGGACAUCGAUGGGGACACAUGACAACAAAUCUUGUUGAAUCAAUGAACAGUGUCUUCAAAGGCAUACGACACCUCCCUGUAACCGCUUUGGUAAAAUCAACAUAUUUUAGGAUGGCUUCAUUGUUUGCACAAAGGGGUGAAAGGUGGGACGCUGUGUUACGAGCUGGACAAUUGUGGAGUGAAUGUUGCACAGGAUUUAUCAAGGCAGAAGGUGCGAAGGCCAACACACAUACGGUACCAAGACAAGAGUAUAGGGUUCUACUAGAAGAACGUUGGUGCGAUUGCGGCAAGUUUCAGGCAUUUCGUAUGCCUUGCUCCCAUGUCAUUGCAGCAUGUGCCCAUUCUCACUUAGAUGCAUUAGCACUCCUGUCUCCUAUUUACAAGUCUGAGACCUUGCUCCACGUAUACAACAAUGGCUUUGCAGUGGUAGCAAAAGAGGAUUAUUGGCCUGCGUACGAGGGAGAAAUUGUUUGGCACAACGACCAAAUGCGGAGAAAUAAAAAGGGUCGUCCCAAAAGCAAGCGUAUCACGACUGAAAUGAACGAGCUCGGUAAGCUAGAAAGAAAAUGUGGUUUAUGUCGCCAAGUUGGACACAAUAAAAAAAAUUGUCCUAAUCGUGCAAGUGGUUCUUAG